AAAAAAAUGGAUAUUCAAUAUUGGUACAACACACUUUUAAAUUUCUUUAAUGAAAUGGACCAGAUGGCUGCAUCGUGUUUCGUGGCAAUAUGUGUUUUUCUGGUCGUAAUUUUGUUGUGUUUUAGACAAAAAGACCGUUCCAUUUGUGUUGGCAUUACUAACAUAAAAAGCGAAGAAUGCAUUCCCGAGUUCCCUUCAGGUGUCACAAACGAGAAAAAUGUUCUUCCUGUGUCAUGCGAUAAUAACUGUGGUAAGAAUGAGCGUCACUCUCAACCUGGAGAUACAAGUGAAAGAAAGAACGAAAAUGUUUCUGAGCCUGAUAGUAUUCGUGAAACAGCAAAAAACAUUGUUCCUGAAAAUCUUGUCACACUUAUUGAACCUCUCGGCUUCGUUAUAAAAGAUAUACCUGCGGGGGAGAACAAUAUGUUUGAAGCAAUAGCCGACCAGUUGCUGUUGCAAAAUAAGUCAGGAAAUUAUACUGCAUAAAUAGUUCGUCAAAGGGCUGAACAAUACUUAGCGAACAAUGUCGACGAUGCACGACUGGUCAUGUUCACUGCACGCACAAGGGACAUGCCUCAAGAACCGAAACAGAACGACCAAAUGUUGUUGUAUGCCGUAGCGAAUUCUUUUAAAAGAGCGAUAGAGGUAUAUCAUGCCGGCAAACUGGACGCAUCCAUAGUGCGCCCAGCUUUGGCUUUACAACACAAUACAGUGCAUACCCUGUGCUUAGGAUUCGAUGGACGUGACCAUUACGUUUCUCUUCGCCCUUUUGAAGACGAAAAUGGCUUUGAAAUGAUAGAUAUUCCAACAGAACAACAAACUGAAGAUCCGCAAGACAUACAAGAACAAGGAGAAUCUUUUGGUGAACACCAAACCCCGAACAGUAUCAAUAAUGAAACUAGCCAAAUACAAGUGAUUUUAUCAAAUGGCAAAACUAUUGAUGUAAACAUAAGAACGACUGAACAGCCGCCCGUGCAAAACGGACAUGAGUUUGCGGAGAGACUUCUAAUAAACAUAGAAGUUGAUACACGCACUAAAACACCAGAAGAAGUAGAACAAUAUGAAGAAGACAUAGUCUCGAACCUUAAAAAAGAGAGUGGAGCAGAGGAGUUGCAUAGGAUCGCAGACAGACAUGGGCUAGAGUUUGAACUUGCAAAGAAGGAGUGCGUUUGUCUGUACUUUAAAGUCAAAGAUGCUAAAUUAGCUCUUGCAUUCUUACAGAAACGCAAAAUACGAAACGAAUACAUAUCGAAUAUAUUGAAGUUUAUAAUGAACCUCAGCAGUAUUGAUGGGCAAUUUCCGGAUAUUGUCAACGUAUCCAUAAACCCUCAAUUCAAUGUUCAAGACACAGAUGCAUGCCCGAAACAAUAUUUUGCAAGGAAGAAUGCCUUUACAUCUUCGAAACAUGUCAGUGAUGACAAAGAGGACACAGCCAUGUCUACUGUCUCGACAGGAAUUUCGUUCGUUUUCAAACGCACACGUUCCCAUUCGACUCCGCUGCGUGCGCAAGGCAUAGAGUUAUCAGAAGAAUUGGCAAACUUUUUGCAAGAAAGGAGGAUACGAGAUAUUUCCAACAUGCAUUUGGAAAUUGAACACUUUUGUUUUCACGAAGCAAAGCCAUGUGCUGGUGAUCCGAGCGAAGUGUUGCAAGUUGUUGGAGACAUGGUUGUUAGAAUACGGACCAUGUUUGGACCUUCGGGAACUGCAUUUAGAAUUGGCACAGAUUAUCUUAUUACAGCGAAGCACGUGCUACUCCUCGCAUCAUUCGAGAGUUUAGAGGAAACGGACUAUGCAAAUGUAGAAGCGCUCUUUAAAGACGAAGACCAGCCCAGGAAAGUAAAAAUAGUAUAUGCUUCUGGCUAUCUCGACAUAGCCAUUCUGAAAAUUUGUGAAAUAGUUCAGAAACCAUUAAAGAAACUGGAAACCCCCGUCGCUGUCACCUUUCUUGAACCAGGGCAGCCGUUUUAUUUGGUCGUACACAGUUCCUGGAAGAAACAGGCAGUUGAGAAAACGGUUGCAAUAGCUAAUAAGUUCUCUCCAAACGCAAAUCCGACCUUCGAGUGUUUCCACAGUGAGAAAUUUGUUCCAGGAUCUUCGGGGGUCGGCUGGCGUUUUGAUAUUAGAAAACCGAGUUUACCUUGCAAAUAUUCUCAUUGGAGUACAGCUUGAUAGAGACUUGGCUGACAAGAAUCAUGUUGGUAUCAAAAUGUCAGCAGUUUACCAAGAGCUAAUGCAGAAGGAACCCGAUCUUUGCAGUUUUCUUUUCGAAGACUUUGCCAGAGAGAUUGACGCGCGAAAUGAUCGGUUUCAGUCUUUGAUGAAUCAUACUUCAGUUUUAUAGCAGCAGUAGUACAGAGACUUAAGGACCAAUACAUGCACGAAUGGAUAGCUCCUUCGGAUAGUUCUAAACUUAAAAUGUAUGUCCACAUAAAAAACAAUAUUGAGCAUGAGUACUAUUUAGACAAAUUAACAAUUAGACGGUUUAGAAGUUCAGUAGCUAAAUUAAGAUGUUCUUCACAUAAAUUAGAAAUUGAAUACGGAAGAUAUUCAAAUAUUCCAUCGACUGAAAGACCAUGUAAACUAUGUUUUGGGGACGUAGAAUCAGAGUAUCAUUUUGUAAUUAAAUGCCCUGCCUAUUCUGAUUUACGAAAGAAGUAUUUACCGGCUAAUUAUUUUGAAAACCCAAGUAUACAUAAACUUUACAGUUUGCUUAGUACAAAAUCAGAAAGCCUGUUACAAAAUCUGUCAUUGUUUGUAUAUUAUGCUUUUAUG
This is a messenger RNA of Mya arenaria, 2772 nucleotides long. RefSeq lists its product as uncharacterized. The transcript has 6 exons. The record is from RefSeq and is a predicted model, not a curated record. NCBI's taxonomy places the organism in Eukaryota, Metazoa, Mollusca, Bivalvia, Myida, Myidae. The coding region runs from base 547 to 2169 and encodes 540 amino acids.